AUGACCACUACAGCUGCACCAAGCACAACUACAGGAGGAGACACAACUGUGAUAACCAGUACAGCUGUACCAAGUACAACUACAGAAGAAAGAGGAGGAGACAUAACUGUGAUAACCAGUACAGCUGUACCAAGUGCAACUACUGGAGAAGGAGACACAACUGUAAUGACCACUACUGAUGUACCAAGUGCAACUACAGAAGAAAGAGAAGGAGACACAACUGGGAUGACCACUACAGCUACACCAAACACAACUACAGGAGAAGGAGACACAACUGUAAUGACCACUACAGAUGUACCAAGUGCAACUACAGAAGAAAGAGACACAACUGUAAUGACCACUACAGCUGCACCAAGCACAACUACUGGAGAGAAAUACACAACUCUAAUGACCACUACAGCUAUACCAAGCACAACUACUGGAGAGGGAUACACAACUGUAAUGACCUUUACUGCUGCACCAAGCACAACUACUGGAGAAGAAUACACAACUGUAAUGACCACUACAGCUGCACCAAGCACAACUACUGGAGAGAAAUACACAACUGUAAUGACCACUACAGCUAUACCAAGGACAACUACUGGAGAAGGACACACAACUGUAAUGAACACUACAGCUGUACCAAGCACAACUACUGAAGAGGGAGACACGACUGUAAUGACGACAGCAGCUGCACCAAACACAACUACUAGAGAGAAAUACACAACUGCAAUGACCACUACAGCUGCACCAAGCACAACUACUGGAGAGAAAUACACAGCUGCAAUGACCACUACAGCUGUAUCAAGCACAACUAUUGGAGAGGGAUACACAACUGUAAUGACCACUACUGAUGUACCAAGCACAACUACAGGAGAAGUUGACACAACUGUAAUGACCACUACAGCUGGACCAAGCAAAACUACUGGAGAAGGAGACACAACUGUAAUGACCACUGCAGCUGUACCAAGCACAACUACUGGAGAGGGAUACACAACUGUAAUGACCACUACAGCUGUACCAAGCACAACUAUUGAAGAAGUAGACACAACUUUACCGACGACUACAGCUGCACCAAGCACAACUAUUACUGGAGAGGAAUACUCAUCUGAAAUAACGACUACAGCUGUGCAAAUGACAGCACCAUCUGGAGAAGGAUACACAUCUGUAACAGCUCCAGGAACAACGAAUCCACCAUCAUCAACAGGUAGUACAGAAUACUAA
Molecule: messenger RNA, 1203 nt
Organism: Branchiostoma belcheri (Belcher's lancelet)
Lineage: Eukaryota; Metazoa; Chordata; Leptocardii; Amphioxiformes; Branchiostomatidae
Product: integumentary mucin C.1-like
Exons: 1
Coding region: 1-1203 (400 amino acids)
Source: RefSeq, a predicted model, not a curated record